Molecule: messenger RNA, 1413 nt
Organism: Drosophila albomicans
Lineage: Eukaryota; Metazoa; Arthropoda; Insecta; Diptera; Drosophilidae
Product: pickpocket protein 28
Exons: 7
Coding region: 13-1395 (460 amino acids)
Biological process (GO): sodium ion transmembrane transport
Cellular component (GO): membrane
Molecular function (GO): ligand-gated sodium channel activity
Source: RefSeq, a predicted model, not a curated record
GAGAAGUACAACAUGCGAUUAAAGCAAAGCAUAGAGGAAUAUUUGAAGAAUUCGACGCUGCAUGGCGCUCGCUUUAUAGUGGACAAAGAUGCCAACUGGCUGGAACGCAUCUUUUGGGGUAUCUGUUUGGUUGCCUCGUGGUAUGCCUCCUGGCUGCUCAUCAAGGCAUCAUUGGCUGCCUUUGAGAACAAUGCUAUUAGCUUUGUGGUGGAGAGCUCGUAUCGCGAUUGGGACACCAAUUUUCCGGCCAUCAUUGUGUGUGAAUCGAAGAACAUGGAUCGCAUACAAGAAGUCGCUGAACAACUGUGGGGCGCUGAUCAUGACUUCACUUUGGAAGAAGUGCUCAGUGAAAUUGCCUUCUUUCGCGGUGAAUCCUAUCACACGGUGCAUGAGUGUGGCGGUGAGGAUUCGACUGCCACCUGUUUUUAUUCGAAUUUCUCAUACUAUGCUCAAUUGGUGAGAAGCAGCUGUGUUGACUCGAUUCGUAGCUGCGAGUGGAAUAAUAAACCCUUCGAGUGCUGCAAGUAUUUUCAACGCAUGGAAACUGAGUUGGGCAUUUGCUACGCCAUCAACUCAAUGCAGGCAGGCAAGAACAAUGGCCCUAAACUCAAUAUGUAUUCCAAUCGUUAUACAGGACCAGGUUCUCUCAAAAUGGAGCUGCUCACAGAGGCAACUGUUUUCAUACUGGGAACCGAAGAGGUGCCCACUCUGGUAACACCCAAAACGGAUUUUCUUGUCGUUGGACCUUACAUCUCCUUUGUUCGCUAUGUAUCGAAGCGAGACAUUGAGAAUGAUGAGGCGAUUCGUGAGACGAGUGUGCAUCAGAGAAACUGUCGCUUUCCCGACGAAAACAUUCUUGAUGUGCAUCGCUACUAUAGCUACAGUGCGUGCACUGUGCAGUGCCGCAAGGAUCGGCAAAUUGAACUCUGCAAUUGCUCCAGUCACUUGUCACCCAAUUCGCCCGAUUGGCAGCUGUGCAAUAUGGAUGGCUUGGAGUGCUUAAAUCGCAACUAUGAGGAUCUGUCGGUGAUUAUUGCGAAAUGGUCGCGACGUCGUGGACGCAAAGGACUCGUAUGCGAUUGUUUGCCGUCAUGUACAGAAGUGGAUAUCACCACAGUACACGAUAGCAAGGAUAAUAUCUAUGGGCAUCAGAGUCCAGUAUCUAGGAUUGAAGUGGGACUUCUUGAGUUGCCCACAGAGCGUUAUAAGCGCAAUCUAGUGAGAGGCAAACUGGAUUUAGUGGUGUCCAUUGGCGGUACAACAGGUCUGUUUGUGGGUGCCAGUCUGCUGAGCUUCGUGGAGAUUAUUUACUAUGCCACAAUACGUCCCUAUACCACCUAUGUGAAUGAGAAGCGACGACAGCAGCGACUCAAUUUGCUGCGAACCGUGCACUGAGAAUGCAUAUUCUCUUUA